This is a messenger RNA of Quercus robur (English oak), 1253 nucleotides long. RefSeq names its product probable protein phosphatase 2C 1. The transcript is spliced from 11 exons. The coding region runs from base 66 to 998 and encodes 310 amino acids. The record is from RefSeq and is a predicted model, not a curated record. NCBI's taxonomy places the organism in Eukaryota, Viridiplantae, Streptophyta, Magnoliopsida, Fagales, Fagaceae.
UGUAGGCACUGUUGUGUGUACUGUGGCUGAGGCUGAGAGGGUGGGAGUGGGAGUGGGAGCUGGGAAUGGCGAUUUCUUUAAUAAGGAUUUCAAUUUCUCAGUGUCUUUCUGUUUCUCACCCACUCAUUCAUUCUCUACGUUCUUCUACCUUAUCAAGCAUAGAUGAAUCUUUGAGGAGGAAAAGGUUGCUUUCUUCUUGUGCUCCCUCCCAACUCAAUCCUAUUAGGUCGGAGGUGUCUUUCUGUGUUGGAACUCAUCUUAUUCCACACCCCAACAAGGUUGAGAGAGGUGGGGAGGAUGCUUUCUUUGUGAGCAACUACAAUGGGGGAGCUAUUGCUGUUGCUGAUGGUGUCUCUGGGUGGGCUGAGCAGAAUGUGGAUCCUUCAUUAUUCCCUAAGGAAUUGAUGGCUAAUGCUUCAAAUUUAGUGGGGGAUGAGGAGGUGAACAAUGAUCCUCAGAUUCUAUUAAGGAAAGCACAUGCUGCUACCUCAUCUAUAGGUUCAGCUACCGUGAUUGUUGCCAUGCUGGAGAGGAAUGGGAUUCUAAAGAUUGCCAGUGUUGGGGAUUGUGGCCUAAGAGUUAUCCGUGAAGGUCAAAUAAUUUUAUCCACGUUUCCACAAGAACACUAUUUUGACUGUCCGUAUCAGCUGAGCUCUGAGGCGGUUGGCCAAACAUACCUUGAUGCAAUGGUAAGCAGUGUGGAGUUGAUGGAGGGAGACACAAUAAUAAUGGGCUCGGAUGGACUGUUUGAUAACGUUUUUGACCAUGAAAUCAUUUCAACAAUAGCCAGAUGCAGGGAUGUAGUUGAAGCUGCAAAGGCAUUAGCUAAUCUGGCGAGCAAUCACUCCAUGGACUCCAACUUCGAUUCCCCCUAUUCAUUAGAGGCCAGGUCCAAGGGUUUUGACGUUCCUCUUUGGAGGAAAAUUCUUGGCAUGAAGCUUACAGGUGGAAAGCUUGAUGAUAUCACCGUGGUGGUUGGUCUGGUUGUAAGCUCGUGAAAAUUUGGCUCUUAGAGUAGGUCAAAGAAUUAUGGUCUAGAUACAAAGAACCCGUUUGAGAGGUAGCUCUCAAAUAUUUUAAUUGGUUCUUGUUCUUGAUGACUUGGGAGUAGAUAUGAAGGAUCCUCUAUAGGAUAAAGGACCAUGUAUUUUUUGCCAUUAGCCUUGAGUUGUUUGAAGGUUUAUGCAAGUUCAUUUUUAUGUUCUCAAUUAAAAUAUGGCAGGUAGAUGUGUAAUAAAUAUAAAUUGUGAAAA